Molecule: messenger RNA, 1004 nt
Organism: Cryphonectria parasitica EP155
Lineage: Eukaryota; Fungi; Ascomycota; Sordariomycetes; Diaporthales; Cryphonectriaceae
Product: UreD-domain-containing protein
Exons: 1
Molecular function (GO): nickel cation binding
Source: RefSeq, a predicted model, not a curated record
GACAGAAUCAUAUACAUUCUAUCCUAACGAUCUCUUUUGUACAUGAGUACAUGUCAUCCCUGACGAAGAGGUCACCCACAAAAUGUUAAUAUCAUGAAGUCUCCCUUUCCUCCCUCAGCCUCCACACCAGGCUCUGGACAGCUCACCACCGUCCUGCUACCCAACGGGCACUCCCAUCUCUUCAACAUAACCUACCAGUACCCUCUCAAAUUAAUCUCUCCGCCACGCAACAUUCAGCAGCACCUCUCAGCGCUCGUAUUUCUCCUCUCCUACGGCGGUGGACUUGUGAGCGGCGACACCAUUUCCCUACGCAUCACCGUCAGCGCGGGAUCCAAGCUCUCCGUCGUCACGCAGGGCCACACCAAGAUUUUCAAGGCCGCCUCGGCCGAGAUCACCACACGGCAGAUUCUGGACGUGGCGAUUGAGGACGGCGCGGCGUUAUGUCUCCUCCCAGACCCUGUCCAGCCGUUCGCCGACAGCGUCUAUGAGCAGAAGCAGACCUUCCGGCUGGUGGGCGAGGGCGCAUCGCUAUGUAUGCUGGACUGGGUGACCCAGGGGCGCAAGGCGAGGGGCGAGGAUUGGGACCUGAUCAGAUGGGUCGGGCGCAAUGAGCUGUGGUGGUCCGCCUCUGCCUCGGACAGGGCGAGGCUCCUGGUGCGAGACGCCGUGAAGCUUGACGGCAAGGCCUCGCUGUCGCACGUCGUCGGUGAGCUACGAGACACGAUGCACGGCGCAGGCAUAUUCGGGACGCUGAUCCUGCGGGGCCCGCUGAUGAGAGCACUGGGCGUGUUUUUUGUCAAGGAAUUCGGCGCGCUGCCUCGCAUAGGGGCACGGGACUGGCGCAGCGAGGACGCCAAGAUGGAGGACGGACAAGGCAAGGAGAAGGACCCACACGAGACCUGGCGGGCCGGGAGGCUCAAGCUGGAGAAGGACGAGAGGGUGCUUUGGUCGGCAGCUAGUAUCAGGGGCAGUGUAGUCGUUAAGUUCGCCUCUGCUACGGUUGA